This is a messenger RNA of Bathycoccus prasinos, 1014 nucleotides long. RefSeq names its product formate/nitrite transporter. Bases 1 to 1014 code for a protein of 337 amino acids. Gene Ontology annotation, molecular function: high-affinity secondary active nitrite transmembrane transporter activity. The transcript has a single exon. Gene Ontology annotation, biological process: nitrite transport; transmembrane transport. Gene Ontology annotation, cellular component: membrane. NCBI's taxonomy places the organism in Eukaryota, Viridiplantae, Chlorophyta, Mamiellophyceae, Mamiellales, Bathycoccaceae. The record is from RefSeq and is a predicted model, not a curated record.
AUGACCACGACUCGUACUCCUUCUUCUGCGUUUGCGUCGAAGAAAGCAGUGAAGUCGUCCUCUCUUUCGGGGAGUUUUGCGACGAAAAGUCUGCCUUCGCGUUCCUUUUCGAACAGUUCUUCUUCCAUCACCAUCGGGGGAAACGCAUUCUUCGCGAACGAGAGUUUAACACAAAGACGACAAAGACGAGCGGGAGGAAGAAGAACACAAUCUUCAAAACUCAUCGUGCACGCGUCGGAUAAAACGCCACCGGAAACGUUCCAAGCGGCAGUCGCCACGUCGGAGAAGAAAGCCAACGCGGAUGUGUUCUCCACGUUCGCGUUGAGUUUUACCGCCGGGGCGCUCAUUGGGUUCGGUGGUCUGUUUUUAACCACCGUGGGCGGGAGCUCGCCGGCAUUGGCAGCCGCGAAUCCAGGGCUCUCGAACCUGGUGAAAGGCCUGUUUGGCUUACCGUUUGGGUUAACCAUGGUUAUAUUAACCGGCGCGGAGUUGUUCACCGGGAACGUGUUUGUGAUGUUGAGCGGCUUGUUGUCGAAGAAAGUCACCCGGGCGCAAGUGAUGAAAAAUUGGGCGGUGUCGUACGCCGGUAACUUUGCCGGGUCGGUGUUUUUGGCGUACAUGGCGUACGUGGCGAUGACUUCGGCGGCGAAUCCAGCGCCGGCGAUUGCGAUUGCAACGAUGAAAGCGACGACGUUACCGGUUACGGUGGCGUUCGUGAGAGGGGUGCUGUGUAACUGGUUGGUGUGUUUAGCCGUGUGGGGGACGAUGGCUUCGACGAGCGUCGCCGGGAAGAUUUUGGCCAUCUUCUGGCCGAUUACAGCGUUCGUGACCAUGGGAUUUGAACACUCGAUUGCGAAUAUGUUUUUGAUUCCGCACGGGAUGUUGUACGGUGCGGACGUGUCGGUGUCACAAAUGCUUUUGGGGAACAUUUUGCCGGUGACGCUCGGAAACAUGGUCGGCGCCGCCGCGUUCGUAGCCGGCGUGCAUUACUUAGCGUACGGGCGCAACAAAUAA